AUGGCUGUGGCACCCAUCCAGGCGGCUAUCACGGCCAAGCUCACCCGCGUCCUCUCGCCGGUCUUCCUCGACGUGGUCAACGAGUCGUACAAGCACUCUGUGCCGGCCGACGCAGAGACCCACUUCAAGGUCACUGUUGUGUCGGACGCCUUUGACGGCCUGGCUCUCAUCGAGCGCCAUCGCAAGGUCUACGACGUCCUCGGCGACGAGCUCAAGGCCUCGGUCCAUGCCCUCUCCAUCAAGGCCAAGACGCCCGCUCAGUGGGAGGCCGCGGGCAAGUCCAUCUCCCACUCGACGCCCAACUGCCUCGGCGGCUCCAAAGCCGAUGCCUAA
This is a messenger RNA of Thecamonas trahens ATCC 50062, 333 nucleotides long. Its product is annotated as BolA protein. NCBI's taxonomy places the organism in Eukaryota, Apusomonadida, Apusomonadidae. The record is from RefSeq and is a predicted model, not a curated record. The transcript has a single exon. Gene Ontology annotation, cellular component: mitochondrion. Bases 1 to 333 code for a protein of 110 amino acids.